AUGUCGUUCUACAAGCAAAGUAAAGAGGUCACUGUCAAGGGAGUCGAAACUGAUCUCUCCACGACGCCGGUGGUGGAAGACACACUCGGCUCAAACGGUGAUGUCUCAGACAACACGAUCCAGGCGAAGCCAAAGCGGAAAUGGCAGUCCUACAUCUGGGACACGCUGGACAAGUCGCCCGAAGAACGACGGUUCCUGUUCAAACUCGACGCCGCGGUGCUCACUUUUGCCACCCUGGGGUAUUUCAUCAAGUACCUUGAUCAGAUCAACAUCAACAACGCGUUCGUGUCUGGCAUGAAGGAGGACCUGGGCUUGUACAAGAACCAGCUGAACUAUAUGCAAACAUGUUGGACUGUGGGAUACGUCAUUGGCGAAGUGCCGUCAAACAUGAUCCUCACUCGUGUCCGUCCCUCAUUGUGGAUUCCGUUGAUGGAAGUUAUAUGGUCGAUUUUGACCUUCUGCGUUGCGAAAUGCAAUUCAGCGAGCUCGAUCUACGCGCUCCGGUUUCUCAUAGGCCUUGCAGAAGCCACGUUCUAUCCAGGCAUGCAAUACGUGAUCGGAUCCUGGUAUCGGCGGGACGAAUUGGCGAAGCGUUCUUGCAUUUUCCACACGUCGUCCGCUAUAGGGAGCAUGUUUUCCGGCUACCUCAUGGCCGGCGUCUAUCAUCUCGGGGACAAAGGAGGAUUGAAGGGCUGGCAAUGGCUAUUCGUAGUCGACGGGAUCAUCUCUCUCCCGAUCGCCCUGUCCGGAUUCUUCCUCCUUCCUGACGUCCCAGAGAUUACUCGAGCAUGGUACUUCAGCCCAGCGGAGCGCGAGUACGCGCAAAAAAGGAUGAAGUUGGAGGGCCGUGCCCAGCGGGCCCCGUACACAAAGGCCAAAUUCAAGAAAAUCUUCACGUCUUGGAAGAUUUACUUACUAGCCACUUUAUAUAUGACCUUCAACAACGCCGGAGCAGGAGUCAGUCAACCUACCUUCGCACAAUACCUCAAGGAUUCGACGCAUCCAAAGUACACGAUCUCGCAGAUCAACACAUAUCCAACCACCACAUAUGCGGUGCAGAUCGUCAGUACCCUCAUCUAUGCUUGGACAUCGGACAGUGUCUUUCGUGGCGCCCGCUGGCCACCGAUCGUCUUUGGAGGCGUGGUUUCAAUAGUCUGCUACGCGAGCCUUGCAGCGUGGGAUAUCCCAGUUGGUUGGCACUGGGCUUCUUACAUCCUUGCUGGCUGCGGCGGUGGUCUAAGCGGACUAUGCAUGGCGUGGGCGCACGAGAUUUGUACGGACGACAACGAAGAAAGGGCAAUCGUGGUGGGCACCAUGAACGAGUUAGCGUACGUGUUUCAAGCCUGGCUGCCGCUGGUAGUGUGGCAGCAGAUUGAUGCCCCGAGGUACCAUAAAGGGUUUGUCACGUCAGCGUGUCUGAGCGCCGGAAUGAUUGUGUCCGCGUUGGUGAUCAGAGUGCUGUGGAAGCGGGAGCUGGCGAGAAAGGGGAGAGUCGGGCCGGUUGUGUGA
This is a messenger RNA of Cladophialophora psammophila CBS 110553, 1509 nucleotides long. RefSeq lists its product as uncharacterized. Gene Ontology annotation, biological process: transmembrane transport. The record is from RefSeq and is a predicted model, not a curated record. The transcript has 2 exons. NCBI's taxonomy places the organism in Eukaryota, Fungi, Ascomycota, Eurotiomycetes, Chaetothyriales, Herpotrichiellaceae. Gene Ontology annotation, cellular component: membrane. Gene Ontology annotation, molecular function: transmembrane transporter activity. The coding region runs from base 1 to 1509 and encodes 502 amino acids.